GCCGCGGCCCCGCUCCGCUCCGCUCCGCCCGCCGCCGCAGGCGCGCACCUCAGGCGCGGCCGGCCCUGAGGACCCAGCGGCGGGGUGCGCGCCGUCCCGCGGGGACGGGGGACGAGCCCUUCCGCGGCCGCCUCGGCGCCGCCCCGGCAUCGCCCUCAGGUGCAGGAUCCCCGCCUGCUGCGGGGGCCGGCGGAGCGGGGCGGCAGCGCGGAGCCGCGAGGGCCGUGGUGGGGCGGCAGGCCGGGGCCGGGCGGGUGGGAGCCCGCGGCGAGGGCAGCCCUCGGCCGGACAAAGCAUGGUGGAUGCGGAGGCGGCGGCAGCAAGAACCCCGGCGGAGCCCCGCGGCAACCUGGCAAGGGCUGGGCUUUUCCCUUCCCCGGCUGGGAGGUGACAGGCGGCGGCAGGGUGGGGUCGCAGCACGCGGGCGCGGAGUCCCGGCAGCGCGGGCAGCCGGCACAUGUUGCAGCCAGAGCGGCGGGAGCACGGCGGAGAGAGGCGCAGUCUGCUGGGCAGGGAUGAAAGUCAGGCCAGCUCAGCCCACCAUAUGAGAAAUGAGUGUUGGACGCAGAAGAUUAAAGCUGCUGGGAAUUCUGAUGAUGGUAAACAUUUUUAUUUAUGUGAUUGUGGAAGUCUCCAAGAGCGGCAGCCAAGACAAGAAUGCAAAAGGCCGUGUUGUUAUACCACGUAGCAAAUUCUGGAGGAAGUACACUCCUCACAAAGCUUAUUGGAACAAACAGCAACAGAAGCUUGAGCUGCUGUACAACCCUAUUCUGUCCUUGCUUUCCAAUAUGACUGUGGAAGAGAACUUGGUUUCUAACCUGAGUGCCCUCAGUUCCUGUGACCCUGACCCCUUGGUGCACUCAGAGGUUAGUGACUUUGCAAACUUGCCAGACAGAUUCAAAGACUUCCUCCUCUAUUUGAGGUGUAGAAAUUACUCAUUGCUAAUGGAUCAGCCAAACAAGUGUGAACAGAAACCUUUCCUGCUGCUGGCUAUUAAGUCACUUAUACCCCAUUUUGAUAGAAGACAAGCAAUUAGGGAAUCCUGGGGCAAGGAAAUAGAAUCAGGGGAUGUGAUAGUCAGAAGGGUCUUCUUACUUGGGCAGACCCCACCAGAGGAUCAUUUUCCUGACCUUUCACACAUGAUUAAAUUUGAGAGUGACACCCACCGAGACAUUCUCCUCUGGAACUACAGAGACACUUUCUUCAAUCUGACUUUGAAAGAAGUGCUGUUUCUGAAGUGGGUCAGCAGUAGCUGCGCAAAUGUCCAGUUUAUUUUUAAGGGUGAUGAUGAUGUUUUUGUGAAUACCAAUCAGAUCCUGGAUUACUUGAAGAGCUUAUCAAAGGAAAAAGCCAAAGACUUAUUUAUAGGUGAUGUGAUCAAAGAUGCUGGACCUCACAGAGAGAAAAAAUUGAAGUACUACAUCCCAGAAAGCGUUUAUGAAGGUUCGUAUCCCCCGUACGCAGGAGGCGGGGGGUUCCUGUACUCUGGUGAUCUGGCACUAAGACUGAACAAUGCAUCUGACCAGGUACUCCUCUACCCUAUUGAUGAUGUUUAUACUGGAAUGUGCCUUCAGAAGCUUGGGCUUGCUCCGGAAAAACACAAAGGUUUCAAAACAUUUGAUAUCGAAGAGAAAUACAGAAAUAAUAUCUGUUCCUACACAAACUUAAUGUUAGUGCAUAGUAGAAAACCUCAAGAAAUGAUUAAGAUUUGGACACGCUUGCAAGACCCACACUUAAAUUGUUAAAGUAAUGUGCAUAAGUGUCUUAAGUCCAAAAAACUUUGCAAGUUUGGAUCACUGAAGGUAUGUUUAAUAGUUGAAUUUUUGCUGUAAACUUUUUCCUGUACUUCUGAAAUCAAGAGUAAUACUAAAAUUUGAAGGGAUGGCUUGAAGACUCGGUCCUGACUUUUCCACUGGUGGUCCUGGUGGUCAUUAUGUUUCAAUAUUGGUCUUAAUUUUAAAAGACUUUGUGGCUAUAACUAGCUGUCAGUGACUGGUUAGCUGUACUGGAAACAGGGAUUGCCUACCACAAUGCAUCUUUCAUCAAUUGUGAUGGUGGAAAAUAAUUUUCCCUUGAGUGGUGUUUGUGUGUGGAAACCACUGUAAAUUGAAAAUACACAAACUGGGGGAAUGUAGUUUUACUUCUAGGUAUGAUACAGUUACAAGACUUUAAAUUUUGGGGUUUUUUUUAUAAUUUUAUUUACAAUUUUCAGUUCUUUUGCACCCUGGAAGAGUAUUUUUUUCCCUUCACUUACAGUACUUUGUGCAAAGUGUAUGUGUGUCUGAAGGAUUUACCCUUUUAUUAGAUGAAGCUUUUUUUUUUUUUUUUUCACAAAAAAAGCAUAAUUCUGCUUGAAAUGCCCCCUAAGAGCUCAAUGUGUAAGGAAAAAGAUGAGGUUUUUUUCAGGGCUGGGCAGGUAGGGCUGCCCCUGCCUCAAGCCUACAUACUGAAGCUGACUUGUUGCUCAUGUUAUUUGUGUGGAAAGCUAUUCUGGUCAAUCCUUGUUUUCUGUUUGGGCACUAAAUGUGAUCAGGUAGCUUGAUUUGCUGGAAAUGACUGAAAUUGCACAUUGCUUCUUGAGAGCACGGUUUGGGUCUGCUGGAAGGCGCUGGCAAAUCCAGAAUUGUGCACAUCCCAAGAGUUUCAAAUUCCAAACCAACUUUGGAAGUUUGCAUGAAGCCUCAUGUAGAGUUACAUGUGUCCUCGAAACUCAGACCUUCUCUAUUUCCACAUCUUGCUUAUAAGAAUUACUCUAAAUAGUGGUCGCUUUUCUUUGUAUAUGUAGAAGUGCCUGUCUAUUUAUUGUUCAGACUGAAGACCAAAACAUUUUCUUAAAUAUAUUUUGUGUAACAUUUUAUUUGUAUAGUGUUGUCACUCGGAUAUUUAAAUAGAGCAUGAUAUUUUAAAUCUGAUAUGUGUAACGUGGUAAAUAAAGCUAAUUGUUAUUUUUGAAUUUGAAAAAUAAAAUGUGAUUUAAAUA
Messenger RNA from Pyrgilauda ruficollis (rufous-necked snowfinch), 2980 nucleotides. It is a transcript of the gene B3GNT2, whose product is annotated as UDP-GlcNAc:betaGal beta-1,3-N-acetylglucosaminyltransferase 2. NCBI's taxonomy places the organism in Eukaryota, Metazoa, Chordata, Aves, Passeriformes, Passeridae. Gene Ontology annotation, molecular function: hexosyltransferase activity. Gene Ontology annotation, cellular component: membrane. The coding region runs from base 552 to 1745 and encodes 397 amino acids. The transcript is spliced from 3 exons. The record is from RefSeq and is a predicted model, not a curated record.